Hermetia illucens (black soldier fly) is the source of this 2772-nucleotide messenger RNA. Its product is annotated as WD repeat-containing protein 36. Gene Ontology annotation, biological process: rRNA processing. The coding region runs from base 28 to 2724 and encodes 898 amino acids. The transcript is spliced from 6 exons. The record is from RefSeq and is a predicted model, not a curated record. Lineage: Eukaryota; Metazoa; Arthropoda; Insecta; Diptera; Stratiomyidae. Gene Ontology annotation, cellular component: small-subunit processome; Pwp2p-containing subcomplex of 90S preribosome. Gene Ontology annotation, molecular function: protein binding.
AAUUUAGUUAAAUUUGCGAAUUAAAAUAUGUCAGGAAGUCGAAUAUUCCGCCGCAAUCGUGCGGUUGGAUACGUCAGCAACAAUAUUCCGGCAGUUACGCGUUAUGUCCAUCGCCGCAAAGAUAAUUUGAUAAUCACAUGCAUUGGCCGCGCUUUUCAAGUGUACACCGCCGGUCAUUUUCGUUUGCUACACAUAAGCGAUGUCCACCCUGACGAAAUUACGUGUCUUGCAGCUGACAAACGCUACAUUUUUACUGCCAGCGACAAGGCCGUCUAUGCCUGGCGUUCAGGAAAACACCUGAAACACUUGUACAAAGGCCACGACAAGGAUGUUCACCUGCUGCUGCCGUUCAGGGAUCACUUGAUCACCGUCGACGAAGGAAAUACUCUGCGCGUUUGGAGCGUUGUCACGGAGGAUAUCUACCUUGAAAUCCCAUUUAAUGAAAAGGAGUUCAAGAUUAGUGCAAUGAUGCAUCCUCCCACGUACAUCAAUAAGAUUUUGCUCGGCAGCUCGCAAGGGACGCUCCAGUUGUGGAAUAUAAAAGACAAUAAGUUGGUUUACACGUUCAAUACAGGAACAUGCAGGGUCACCGCCUUGGAAGCAGCCCCCGUCAUCGAUGUGGCAGGCAUUGGCUUUGUAGACGGCCGUAUUGUCCUCUUGAAUAUGAAGUACGACGAGAUAAUUGUGGAGUUCAAGCAAGAGUGGGGUCCAGUUUUGCAAAUGUCCUUUCGCACCGACGGCAAUUCAAUCCUAGCUACCACCAGCACGAACGGGAACGUCGCCUUCUGGAACCUGGAGGAAAGAAGGGUUGCCAGCCAACUCGUAGCCCAUCACGACAACGUCACGACCGCAAUAUGUCUCCCUAGUGAACCGCUCAUGCUAACCACAUCCCCUGACAAUUCAAUGAAGCUUUGGAUUUUCGACUUACCGGAUGGCGGUGCUCGGUUAUUACGCAUCCGAGAAGGGCACAGCGCGCCGCCACUCUGCAUUCGAUUCCACGGCUCAAAAGGGGAAAAUAUCAUUUCAUCCGGCGAAGAUAGUUCCAUGAGAAUUUUCAGCACAAUAUCCGAGACGUUAAACAAAAGUAUGGGGCGUGCGAGUUACAAUAGGAAGGCUUCGAAAAAGAAAAAUAAAAUGCAAGAAGAUCCCUUGAUUAUGCCUCCCAUUCUUCAUUUUACAACUGAGACAACUCGCGAGAAAGAAUGGGACAACAUUGCAGCUAUUCACGCCGGACUGGUGCAGACGACAACGUGGUCUUUUGACAAAUGCAGAAUGGGACACUUGAAGCUGGUCCCAGAGAAAUUUCACAAUAAAACUAGAACUGAUUUUAUUUCGGAGGCGACGUGCGUUGCUCUGACCCACUGCGGAAAUUUCGUUAUUAUUGGUUAUUCUUCUGGCGACGUAGAACGCUUUAAUAUACAGUCAGGAAUACACCGCGCUUCGUAUGGAAAACCCGCUCAUAAAAGUGCGGUCCGCGGCAUAGCUUGUGACAAUUUGAAUCAAAUGGUGAUAACGGGCGCCAGCGACGGUAUUCUAAAGUUUUGGAAUUUCAGGGAAAAUGUUUCUGAGCCAAUAUCAGAAAUGGACCUGCAUCAAGGAGUAUCCAUGUUCCAUUCACAUCGGGAAAGUGCUAUGCUGUGCAUUGCAUUAGAAGAUUUUACUCUCAAUAUAUUGGAUUGUGAUACAAAAACAGUUGUGAGAAAGUUCGUGGGUCAUACUGGGAAGAUAAAUGACGUUACAUUUAGUCCGGACAGCCGCAGGCUUAUCAGUGCAGCGAUGGAUUCAACGAUUAAAACAUGGGACAUACCAUCUUCGUAUCUGAUUGAUCAUUUUAAGGUUGAACGACCAUGUGUCUCACUCACAAUGUCUCCAACUGGAGAAUUCCUGGCAACAGCGCACGUAGACUAUUUAGGAAUUUACUUGUGGGCAAACAAAAUGCUUUUCAAUCAAAUUUCUCUUCGUUCCAUUGAUCCUUAUGAAGAUGCACCAUAUAUUGAUCUGCCCUCACAUGCUCGCGACCAGGAGGCAAAUAUUGAAGAUGCCAUGGCGGAAAUAAACUUGGGAGAAGGUGACGAGCUUACUCUUAAAUACGAAACUCCCGAACAACUAGACGAUGAACUAGUGACCAUGUCAGAUUUAGCAGCAUCACGUUGGCAAAAUCUCCUCGAUUUGGAUAUUAUCAAGAAGAGAAACAAACCGAAAGCCCCACCAAAAGUCCCGAAGCAAGCUCCAUUUUUCCUACCAACUGUGGCGGGAACCGAAUUCCAAUUUGAUCUUUCUGGAGUUACACAAGAAGAUGAAAAUUCUCGAGUUUUAAUCCCAGAAAAUUUCUCGAACUUGACAAUAUUCGGGAAAAUGUUACAAGAAGCCAUUAACACCGGUGAUCAUCAAAGCUGCGUUGACCAUCUGAAAAAAGUUGGUCCUUCAAUGAUAGAUUUCGAAAUAAAAUCACUUCACCCAGAUGGCGGUGGAAAUUAUAAGAUUAUGUUACAAUUUUUGCGAAUAAUUGUUUUUAUGUUAAACACAAAUAAGGACUUUGAAUUGGCUCAAGCAUAUUUGAGUGUAUUUUUGAAGGUGCAUGGAAGGAGUUUAACGGAGAAUAACGAAAUUAUGGACUAUUUACCUGAAGUUCAAAAAGCUCAAAAUAAAAGUUGGGAUAUUUUGGAGGAGAAACUGCUGUAUGGAUUGGGAGUUGUUAGUGCUUUAAGAAAUUAUGUACGUUAAGGAUUGUAGAUAUAUUUUUUAUUGUUAAUAAAGUAUAUUUUAAAAAUA